Molecule: messenger RNA, 2014 nt
Organism: Aethina tumida (small hive beetle)
Lineage: Eukaryota; Metazoa; Arthropoda; Insecta; Coleoptera; Nitidulidae
Product: frizzled-4
Exons: 4
Coding region: 197-1699 (500 amino acids)
Biological process (GO): non-canonical Wnt signaling pathway; canonical Wnt signaling pathway
Cellular component (GO): plasma membrane
Molecular function (GO): Wnt-protein binding; Wnt receptor activity
Source: RefSeq, a predicted model, not a curated record
UUCACCGACCUUCCACUCCGGCCUGAUCAACGGCGAACCGUGUGCCGCUUUCAGUUCUAUUGCGCUCGUCGAGUGAGAAACGCCGCUCCCGAGCUGCAUGUUGUUUUCAGUUGCGCGCGUUUAUUUAAUUUUGAAAAAAUCGCACCAAUUAGAAUGACAAUUUUGUUAGUUUGAACGUAAACAAAAUUGAAAGACAAUGGAACGGGUUGUUUUCGGGUUGUUGUUGUUGGGAUCGUUUGCGGCGGUGAGUUGCAGAGAGAUGCCGAAAUGUGAGAGUAUUUCGGUACCAGUGUGCCACAAUUUGGGAUAUAACACCACGAUGAUGCCCAAUUUUAUGGGACAUAAUUCGCAAUUGGAGGCCAGCUUUGAGCUUAAGAAGUACGAACCGUUCUUGAACCACUUCUGCUCGCCGCACAUCAAACUCUUCAUAUGUUCAGUUUACAUUCCAUUGUGUUCAGAACAUGUACCAAGACCCAUACGAGUUUGCAAAGGACUGUGUGAGAAAGUCAAGAAUGAUUGUCUUCCAUCUUUGCAAGAGAUGGGUAUUUCCUGGCCCGCGGAACUAAAUUGUUCUUUAUUUUCUGAGCCACCCGAAAUGUGCAUUGAACAACCCGAGGAAAAAGAACGACUGCCAAACUACUUAAAUCCAAACGACAUAAAAUACAACAUGACCCAUUGUCCCCCCAACACCAAACCAAAGGGUAACAAAUGCGUUCCCUACUGUAAAUACAAACAACUCUUCCAGAAGGACGAAGUCUCCACCUUUGAGAUUUGGGUAGCAGUUUGGUCGAUAAUUUGCUUGGUAUUUACAAUCGUUGCCCUGCUGACCUUCCUGAUCCAACCCAAGAGGUUCAGAUGGCCCGCUAGACCGAUCCUCUAUCUCACAUCUUGCGGAUUCGUCACGUCAACCAUUUACUUGAUCCGUUGGGUUGAAGGUCCGUACACCUGUACUGGUGAAUCUCAACUAGAAAAACCUUCAGAGAGUUUAUCUUGCGUGGGGAUAUCACUGAUUCUUCUAUUCUGUGACAUAGCCUACUCGUUGUGGUGGUGCGUGUUUUGUUUUGUGUGGUUCUUAAGCGCGGCCAGAGAAUGGUCCACGGAAGCCAUUGAGAAGAUAUCCACUCGUCUUCAUACCACGGUUUGGAUAGUCAGCGCCUUUCCCAUGUUGUACAUACUAAUAUCUCACAAUAUUAACAUCAAUUAUUUGUCCGGGUUUUGUGAGGUGAAGAGUAUGCCGUUGAUAAUGUUUCAGCUAGUGUUUAUGGUUAUCAGUACCUUUUUCAGUGUUGUAACUUCAGUUGCAUUAAAGAAUGUCAAGAAGACUUUAAUAGCGGCUGGAAGGUCACCACUCAAGCUGGAGAUUCUCUUCUACAGGCUACUUAUUAUUAGUAUUGGCAUAUGUUUACCGCAUAUUUGUUAUUUGCUGUGUCAGUUCUAUGACACAUUUACUUUUGCUCUGGUAAAACUGGUACUGAGGACGCUCAGUAUAAUUGUUUCAACCCUUUGGGUGUAUUCACCGAAGACGUUCAAAACAUGGAACGAUCUGCUGUGUUCUCCCUUCAGGAACAAGAAACGGCCCGAAAUUAUAACAGAGAAAAAAAAGAAGACCAUUUUUAAAGUACUUAUUCCAAAAAUUUUCCAAUCAAGUAAAGAUCUGCCAAAAUUUGGUGCACCAUUGAUGCCUGUAACUAAAGUGUAAAUUUUGUAUAUAAAAUAUUUAUUAACAAAUAACUCGAAUUUUGAGAUUGUGUCUCACUAUUUGAUAACCCAAAAAUAUUUUAUCUGUGUUAACAGAUGUGCCUUAAACGCGAGAAAAACGUACUGAAUAUUUUUGGUAAUUGACUUAUUUUUUAAGUGUGACUUUAUGUAAGAUAUUGUAUAUGUAUUUAUUUAAUGUUAUACCUAAUUGUGAUAUUAGUUUUAAGAUAUUUGUUAUAGUAUUUUUGUAUGUAAAGCGAUGCGAUUGUAACAGUUUAUUAACAUGACAAAUUAAUAAAAUUUUAUAAAAAAUAUA